Orcinus orca (killer whale) is the source of this 8088-nucleotide messenger RNA. RefSeq names its product HEAT repeat containing 6 (gene HEATR6). Bases 26 to 3583 code for a protein of 1185 amino acids. The record is from RefSeq and is a predicted model, not a curated record. The transcript is spliced from 22 exons. NCBI's taxonomy places the organism in Eukaryota, Metazoa, Chordata, Mammalia, Artiodactyla, Delphinidae.
UUCCCUGUGGUCCUACGUAGGAAAGAUGGCGGCGGCGCAAGUAGCGGGUUCUUUGACGAGCGGACCGGCGAAAGAAGCGCAGGGGGAGCCACCCCUCGAGCAGGGCCAUGGGUUCCGCUGCUUGUCAGCCAGGCUCUGCGCCCUGCGACCGGAUGACAGCAGCUCCAGCCGCACCGAGCUCCACCUGCUCUUCGACCAGCUCAUCUCCGAGAACUACAGCGAGGGCAGCGGCGUGGCCCCGGAGGACGUCAGUACUCUUCUUGUCCAAGCUUGCCAACUGGUGCCUCUUAAUCAGAAUCAUCUUGUCAGCAAAUUGUCUCAGCUUAUCCACCAUUUACUUAACACACUACAGGUGAUUGUUGAUGAACAGAACCUGGAUUUCCUGUUGGCAUAUACUAUUUCUGCUAUUCAGCAGUGCAGUUCCUGGACACACAUGCAGAUUCUCCAAGCCUUGGCAGCCCUGGUUUACUGCAACGGCUCCAAGUGUCAAAAGUACCUCCCAGACUUGCUUGGCAAGAGCGGACUCUUGAUGAAGCUGAGUGACUUGGCUCAGUCGGACCCUGAAGUUAGGAGAGCUGCAGUGCAUUGUAUGGCAAACUUAUGUCUCAGUGUGCCAGGACAGCCGUACUUGGAGGAGCCCUACCAAAAUAUCUGCUUCCAAGCUUUCUUGACCACUUUACAGUCUCCAAAAUCAUCUGAUAUGGAUGAUAUCACGUUUUGCAUGUUGUUACAAAAUGCAUUAAAAGGUAUACAGUCUCUUCUAAAUGGUGGGAAGAUGAAACUGACACAGACUGAUGAACUUGGAGCUCUUCUGGCUGUGCUAAAGAAAACCAUGUUCCAUGGACUCCCUGGACUAAACAUAGAGAUGCCCACGGUGUUGUACCCCACUCCACUUCCUCAGUAUGAUGGACGACCACCCAUCAAACCGCAGCAGACAGAAUCCAGCACUUCUCGACCAGCUGUGAAUAAAAGGAAAAAAUCAAAAGUAAAAGCGAAGAAAAUCCAGCAAGGAGAGGAGGAGGAGGAAGAAUCCAGUGGUGAAAGAGAAGUAGCCCCAGUCACUGGCUCAGGCAGACUGAACCCGCAUAAAGGGGACACUCAGUGCCCCUCCUCCCUGGGUGUUUCGAGUUUGCCAUUAGCUGGAAGUGGAGCUGCAGGAAAAGACCAAGUCUCCUCAUCCUUCAGUUCUUCCAGUUGGAAGAGAGUCAGCAGUAGUGAGUCAGACUAUUCUGAUGCUGAAGGAGGCAUGCAGAGUAAAGUGAGGUCUUACCAAGCCAAAGUUCGCCAAGGAGCAUUAGCCUGUUUUCUUUCUACUAUAAAAUCAAUAGAAAAAAAAGUUCUUUAUGGCUACUGGUCAGCCUUUGUUCCUGAUACACCUGAGCUUGGAAGCCCACAGUCUGUGUCCUUGAUGACUCUUACAUUAAAAGAUCCUUCUCCAAAGACGCGUGCCUGUGCUCUGCAAGUUUUAUCUGCCAUCUUGGAAGGCUCAAAGCAGUUUCUUUCUGUUGCUGAAGAUACCAGUGACCACAGAAGGGCUUUCACUCCCUUUUCUGUAAUGAUCGCUUCUAGCAUUAAAGAGUUGCACAGAUGUCUUUUGUUAGCUUUGGUGGCUGAAUCAUCCUCACAGACCCUUACUCAGAUAAUUAAGUGCCUUGCAAACUUAGUAUCAAAUUCACCUUAUAACCGUCUGAAACUCAGCCUGCUGACCAAAGUCUGGAACCAGAUAAAGCCUUAUAUCCGCCACAAAGAUGUUAAUGUUCGUGUGUCCAGUCUCACACUAUUGGGGGCCAUAGUGUCCACUCACGCACCUUUACCUGAAGUCCAGCUACUUUUACAACAGCCCUGUUCUUCUGGACUCAGCAAUAGCAAUUCAGCCACUCCUCACGUCAGUCCUCCUGAUUGGUGGAAGAAAGGCCCUUCAGGACCCUUUCUGGAAGAAGCCGCAGUUAGCUCACCAAAGGUGUCUUCAGAGCCCUGCUGGCUCAUUCGACUUUGCAUUUCCAUUGUUGUUCUGCCCAAGGAAGAUGCCUGUUCAGGUAGUGAUGCUGGCUCCACAGGAGGAAGCACCUAUGAGCCAUUCCCCUUGCGACUGGAGGCCUUACAGGUGUUGGCUCAUCUGGCAAGGGGCUACUUUUCAAUGACUCAGGUCUACUUGAUGGAGCUUGGAGAGGUGAUUUGCAAGUGCCUGGGGGAGGCAGAUCCAUCUGUCCAGCUUCAUGGAGCAAAGCUUCUGGAAGAACUGGGUACAGGCUUAAUACAACAGUAUAAACCAGAUUCUUCCAUAGCACCUGAUCAGAGAGUGCCAGUCAGCUUGGUGGUGAUGUUCUGGACUGUGAUGCUGAACGGUCCUUUACCCAGAGCCCUGCAGAAUUCAGAGCAUCCGACUCUGCAGGCGAGCGCCUGUGAUGCCCUGUCUUCCAUCUUGCCAGAAGCCUUCAGCAAUCUGCUGAGUGACAGGCAGAUCCUGUGCAUCACCAUGCUGCUGGGGCUGAAUGACAGCAAGAACCGAUUAGUGAAAGCUGCGACCUCUCGGGCCCUUGGGGUCUACGUGCUUUUUCCGUGUCUCAGACAGGAUGUCAUAUUUGUUGCAGACACAGCAAAUGCAAUAUUGAUGUCACUUCAAGACAAGUCUCUUAAUGUCCGGGCCAAAGCAGCCUGGUCCCUAGGCAACCUGACAGACACUCUGAUUGUCAACAUGGAAACACCAGACCCAAGUUUCCAGGAAGAAUUCUCUGGCCUCCUGCUCUUGAAGAUGCUGCGAUCAGCUAUAGAGGCAUCCAAGGAUAAAGACAAGGUAAAAAGCAAUGCAGUCCGGGCCCUUGGAAAUUUGCUUCAUUUUCUGCAACCAUCUCAUAUAGAAAAACCCAGAUUUGCUGAAAUCAUCGAGGAGGCUAUCCAGGCCCUAAUUUCUACUGUUCUAAUUGAGGCUGCCAUGAAAGUCCGAUGGAAUGCUUGUUACGCAAUGGGGAAUGUAUUUAAAAAUUCUGCUCUUCCCUUAGGAACAGCCCUGUGGACCUCCCAGGCCUACAACGCCCUGACAUCAGUUGUGACAUCAUGCAAGAACUUCAAAGUGCGCAUCAGAUCUGCCGCUGCCCUUUCUGUCCCGGGCAAGAGAGAGCACUAUGGAUCUGUUGACCAGUACGCUCAGAUCUGGAAUGCAUUGGUCACUGCCUUACAGAAGAGUGAAGACACCACAGACUUUUUGGAAUUCAAGUACUGUGCUAGCCUACGGACCCAAAUCUGCCAGGCACUGAUUCACCUCUUGAGCUUGGCCAGCGCCUCAGACCUGUCCUGCAUCAAAGAAACCCUUGAAUUGAAUGGGGACAUGGUCCAGUCCUAUAUCCUACAGUUUUUAAAAUCAGGAACAGAGAGAGAUGACACUGGAGCACCCCACAACCCGCAGGAAAGAGACCAGAUGGUCAAAACAGCCCUGGAGCACAUAAGCAGUGUCCAGGCACUGGCUGGCGACACAGCCAAAAGGGCCAUCAUGGGCUUUUUAGAAGAUAUCCUGGCCGUUUAUUUUGACUCAUCUGGAUCACAAGUAGCACUCUUAGGAUUAACAAAUCGGUGUCCAGGUUUCUGAAAACAGAUGUUAAUAUUCGUAUGCAGGGAAAAAGCAAGGUCCUAGCCCACCCUGUCUCUCCCACUGCAUGCAGCUGUAGUGCCUGGACUCAAUGCAUGGAGCAGCUAUCUUGGAAAGGAAAGAAUAACAGGAAGAUCAGGGAAGGAAAGGGGAACUCCGAGUACCACCAAACUGGCAGUAAGUUUACUGUUUUUCCCACUCUGGUGUCUCCUGGCCUGGACUCCAAGCAGGCAGAAUCCUGGACCUGCAUACCAUGAAGGCAGAAGGAGCUCCCAGAGAAGCUGUCUAUUUCUGGUCCUAGGAUGGGGCAAGAGGGCCUAUGUAAGUCAGAGAGAGUCAGGGAGAUCCCUGUUUAUUGCUGCUUCUCAUCUCCCACUCCAGCCCCUCGGCAAUCCCACUGCAGCAGAGGCUGUCACAGCCAGGCAGGUGCCUAAAACUUCAGGGAGGGGAACCGUUCUCUCUGACCAGAGGAAGUGCGGUCCCAACAGCAAGAGAGUGAUGCCCAUUGCUUUCUCUUGCUCUCUGGGUUUUCUCAUUUGACUUCUUGGUGUGAUAAUAUUUUGUUAAUAGAACUGUGACACCAGAGGGAAAUUCAAAACCGUGAGAAUGAAGGAAGAGCACAGAAAUGGGAAAUAUUUGGAUAAAUAGACUAUUUUUCUCAUCUUAAGCUUCUUAUAACAUGUAUAAUCAGUUAAAACAAGACUUACAACAUUGUCUGACGGGGUCUUCAGUGAAUAUAGGUGUAAUACACAUGAAAGUUACCACAUAAAGAGGAAGUGUGAAGAGAUUUAUACAGUAGUAAGAUUUCUAUAUUUCACUUGAAUGAUAAAAUAUUAAUCCCAAACAACCUAUGAAAAGUUAAGUAUUUUUUAGUCGCUAGAGAAACCACAUGCACACACACACAAAUUACACAGAAGAUAUAUUUAAAAACUCAAUAGGUAAAGUGGAAUACUAAAAAAUAUUCAAAUAAUCCAAAAGAAGACAGGAAAUGAAAGACAGGAAUGAAAAACAUAGGGAACAAAUAGAAAACAAAAAACAGUAGACCUAAAUCCAAACAUAUCAACAGUUACAUUAAGUUUAAAAGGUCUAAGUAUACUAAUUAAAAGUCCGAAUGUAAAAGUAUCCAAGACCCAGCUAUAUGCGUUUUAUAAGAAACCCAUUUAAAAUAAGUAGUAUAGGUUAAAAAUAAAAGGAGAAAGAAAAAUAUACCAUGCAAAUACUAAUCAAAAGAAAUUUGGAGUAGCUAUAUACUGUCAGACAAAAUAGACUUCAGAGCAAGAAAAUUUACCAGGCAUAAACAUGGAAAUUGCAUAAUGAUAACAGUGUCAAGUCACAGAGAAGACCUAACAAUGGUAAAUGGAUAUGAACCUAACAACACAUCUUCAAAACACAUGAAGCAAAGACUGAUAGAACUGAAAGGAGAAAUGGCAAGUCAGCAAUUAACAGUUGGAGACUUUUAACACUCACUCCUUUCUCAGUAACCAAUAGGACAAAUAGACCAUAUUCUGGAUCAUGAAACUGAACAGAUUUUUAAGAAUUGAAUUCGUACCAAGUAUGAUCUCUGACCAUAAUGAAAUUAAGCCAGAAAUCAAUCUCCAGGACAUCUCUAAUUACUUGAAAUUAAAUAACAUACUUCUAAGUAAUCCAUAGGAGGUCGAAGGGGGAAGUCUCAAAGGAUAUUGGAAAAUGAGAACUUAGAAAAUACUUGAAACUGAACAAAAUGAAAAUAUAAUAGUAUUUGAUAUAUAACAUAUCAAAAUGUAUAGAUGCAGCUAAAGCAAAGCUUUGAUGGAAAUUUAUAAUAUUUGGUACUUAUUUUAGAGAAGAAGAAAGGUUUCAAACAAUCACCUAAGUUUCAAACUUAACUAGGAAAAUAAGAAAAAAACCUAGAGCAAGCAGAAGGAAGAAAAUUAUGCUGAGUGAAAGAAGCCACUCUCAAAAUGUUACAAACUGUGAUUCCAUUUACAUGACAUUAUGGAAAAGGCAAAACUUUAGGAAUGGAAGACAAAUCAGUGGUUUGCAGGGAUUGGGAUGGGGGCAGGAUUCGACUACAGGGAAGCAUGAGGGAGUUUUGGAGGGAUGAUGGAACUGUUUGGAGUCCUGAUUGUGGUGGUAGUUACAUAAAUCUAUGCACGUGACAGAACGCAUAGUACAGAAUACUCCCCCAAACAUCUAUAAUUUUAAAAAAUCUCUCUCUCUCACACACACACACACACACACACACACACACUCGAUCUCUCUUUCUCACUGUACAGACUGUAUCUUUGUAUCAUUGGGUACACAUAGCCAACUGUGUGCCAGGUAUAGUAGCACUAAAUACAUUUUUAAAAUAUAUUUUAAAAGAUGGGGGUUUAUCUUAUGCCUAAUUAUAACGGUAAUAAUCAACAUUUAUUGGCUGCUUUUUAUUUGCCAAGCACAAAAAUGAUCCUAGAUGCAUUAUGUUAAUGCAUUUCUAACACUUAAAACCAUCCUAUUGUAAACAAGAAUAUAUUUUGUAGCUAUUUGUAUUACUUAAACAUUUAAAAUCUUUUUGGUUCUCUGAUUCUUUUGGCAAACAUUUUUUAAAUUUUAUUUUUUAUUUAUUUUUGGCUGCCUUGGGUCUUCGUUGCUGCGCGUGGGCUUUCUCUGUUUGUGGCGAGCAGGGGCUACUCUUCGUUGCGAUGCGCGGGCUUCUUAUUGCAGUGGCUUCUCUUGUUGCGGAGCACGGGCUCUAGGUGCGUGGGCUUCAGUAGUUGUGGCAUAUGGGCUCAGUAGUUGUAGCUCCCGGGCUCUAGAGCGCAGGUUCAGUAGUUGUGGUGCACAGGCUUAGUUGCUCCGUGGCAUGUGGGACCUUCCCAGACCAGGGCUCAAACCCAUGUCCCCUGCAUUGGCAGGCAGAUUCCCAACCACUGGGCCACCAGGGAAGUCCCAAACAUUUUUUUUAAUUGAGAUAUUGUUGAUGUACAAUAUUAUAUAAGUUUCAGGUAUACAACAUCGUGAUUCACAAUUUUUAAAGGUUAUACUGCAUUUAUAGUUAUUAUAAAAUAUUGGCUAUAUUCCUUGUGCUGUACAAUAUAUCCUUGUGGCUUACUUAUUUUAUACAUAGUCGUUUGUGCCUCUUAAUCUCCUAUUCCUAUUUUGCCCCUCCCCCCUUCCUUCUCCCAACUGGUAACCGCUAGUUUGUUCUGUAUAUCUGUGAAUCUGUUUCUUUGUUAUAUUCACAAGUUGGCGAACAUUCUUAAAAGUACAUACAAGCUGCAGCAUGUCUUGGAAACUCAAGUUGUAAACUAUAGCUAUGUAGCAGGACGGCCAGCAGAUGGAGACAGAGAACACAAAAUGAUUCAGACUCAGGGCUCUCACCAAAGCUGUGAUUCUCAAGCUCGGGAGCUGCAGCACCUGGAUUUCAGGUUGCUCUCGUUAGAGCAGUGUUUCUCAAACCUGGCUGCACGUUGGCAUUACUUGGGGAACUUAAAAAAAAAAUACCGAUUCUGAGUUUAGUGGUCGGGGGUACUUUUGCCAUUGGGAGGUUUAAAAUCUGCACAAAUGAUUCUAAUUACAGCAAAGUUUCAGACCCACUACUUUAGAACACACACCAACAGGCGGUCUCAAGCUGGCAUGUUUCAGAAUCACCUGGAGAACUUGUGAAAACAAGUACCCAGACUGUUGUAGUCUUCAUUCUUUGGAGAACCAGUGCAUAUUGAAAUGUUGAUGUAUCAACUUAAGACAGUUACAUAUAUAAUCAGGACUAAAUCUGAUAUAGUCUCAGACUAGAUUCUAAUAUAUCAGAGUAACUUCAGGCAUCAAAUGUUUAAGAAAAUUUUAUAGGAGAAAAAUUGUAAUUGAGAAAACGCUAACCGUGAACUUAAUUUUUCCCCUGGAAAUGGAGAGAUGCCCUGGGCCACCCCUAGCCUGUCUUGUGUAACACAAGAGCAAGGUUCCCAAGACUGGCCAGCAGGUUCCCUCGUCAGAGAAACAUAGCCUACGCAUGGUGUCGGGUUCCAGAAGUUUAUAGUCGUGUUUGGUCAUUCCAUGGAAGGCAUCAGGAAAAAGUAGAGCUGCUCAGGCAACCGGAUUCCCAGCCUUCAUGGUGCAGGCUCCCCCAAUUUUUUUCCACUUUCUUUCACCAAAGUGUUUAAAUUAUUUUAAUAUUAAAACCAUCAUAGAUUCAUUUUCUAAAUAACAUUUAUUGAUUUUCCAUAUUAUACAAGUAAUGAAUCUUCAUUGUGGAACUUUAGGAAAAAACAAAACAAUAAAUAUAUGUAAGUAAGAAUGACUUGAGAUAAUCACUAUUAUCAUUUUGAUAUGUUUCAUGAUACAUGUCUAUGUAUGUGUAUACACUGUGUGGACUCACACACUUCAGUUAUGUGUGUGUGCACAUGAACACUCUUCCAGAUAUAUUGUGGGAAAUUAGUCUACAAAAUUGUGAUCAUAACCUGUAUACUUUCUUGUAGCCUGCUAUUUUACUUAACAAUGUAUCAUGAGCACUAAAUACUCUUCUAAAACAUGACUUUAAUGAUUUGAUAAUA